Messenger RNA from Alnus glutinosa, 1563 nucleotides. RefSeq lists its product as uncharacterized. Bases 151 to 1116 code for a protein of 321 amino acids. The transcript has 2 exons. Lineage: Eukaryota; Viridiplantae; Streptophyta; Magnoliopsida; Fagales; Betulaceae. The record is from RefSeq and is a predicted model, not a curated record.
UUUCUCCUCAUAUCCCCUCUCUCUCUCAAGUCUGAACUUUCUACAAACAUUUCCUCUCUCUCUCUCUCUCUCUCUCUCUCUCUCUCUCUCUUCCUUAAACCAUAUUUUUUCGGUCGAUUCUCAGAUCUAUAUCCUGAGAUUCACCAGCCCAUGGAUCUAGCCCCAGAAGAGCUCCAAUUCCUGAGGAUCCCAGACCUCCUGAGUGAGGCAAUCUCCAUCCCAAAACAGUCCCCGAGGACCUUCUACCUCAUCACCCUGACCCUCAUCUUCCCUCUCUCCUUCGCCAUCCUAGCCCACUCCCUCUUCACCCACCCUCUCUUGGCCCAGCUCCAGACCUACCCACAAGCUGACUCGACCCAGACCCGCCACGAAUGGACCCUCCUCCUCCUCUUCCAGUUCUUCUACCUCAUCUUCCUCUUCGCCUUCUCCCUUCUCUCCACCGCCGCCGCCGUCUUCACCGUUGCCUCCCUCUACACCUCCAAGCCCGUCUCCUACUCCUCCACCAUGUCCGCCAUUCCCAAGGUCUUCAAGCGCUUGUUCGUAACGUAUUUGUGGGUCUCUCUCUUGAUGAUGAUCUACAACUUCGUCUUCAUUGCUUUCUUGGUGUUAUUGAUCAUAGCCAUUGACACCCAGAACGCCUUUUUGCUGUUCGUGUCCGUGGUGGUCAUCUUCUUGCUCUUUCUUGUUGUUCAUGUCUAUAUAACCGCGAUGUGGCACUUGGCCAGCGUGGUGUCGGUGCUGGAACCGGUAUACGGUUUCGCCGCCAUGAAAAAGAGCUACGAGUUGCUCAAGGGAAAGAUCCGUUACGCGGGGGUGCUUGUUUUCAUAUAUUUGGCGAUUUGUGUGAUCAUUGGGGGCGUGUUUAGCUCGGUGGUGGUGCACGGAGGGGGCAAGUAUGGGGUUUUUGUGAGGAUUGUGGUGGGUGGGUUCUUGGUUGGGGUGUUGGUGAUCGUUAAUUUGGUGGGGUUGUUGGUGCAGAGCGUGUUUUACUAUGUUUGCAAGAGCUAUCAUCAUCAGGGGAUUGAUAAGACCGCGUUGCAUGAUCAUCUUGGCGGAUAUCUUGGGGAGUACGUGCCACUGAAGAGCAGCAUUCAGAUGGAGAAUUUGGAAAUCUGAGAUGGGAGAGCUAAGCUGACAUAGAUGAGAAUUUAUGUAUAAUACAUUGAUAGCUGGGAUCUUUCAAAUUCUGUUUAUCACAUUCCUCUUUGUCUACCAAGAAAAGGAGGGGGGGAGGGGGGUGGCUGUGGAUGUGUUCAGAUUCCCUGCUGAUUGUUGCAGGAAAUGCCCUUUUUUUAUGGUGAUAUGUUGACUUAGCUGAUUCUUACCUAGUUAUAUGCAGUCGGAUGCAUUUUCAGCCUCUGUGUUUACUUUUUUGUAGUUGGCAUCUCAUCAAAGGAUGAUCCUUGCGACUGUUUUUAAUUUUUUUUCUUCUUUUUUUUUUUUUUUUUUUUUUUUUUUUCUACUGUUUAGGUAUACCAAUGGAAGUAAACGAUCUGAUGAUUUUAUUGAUACAGUUAGCCGCAGGUGUAUAUUAUGUUAAUUUUGUGUUGUGCUUGUGGAAUA